AUGAUCUUGGAAUUGUGUACGCAGAUCUGUUCGGCUCUUGUGCACUCGAACCGGAAAUUCGCCUUCAUUAGCCGUCUGCCAUCAGUAGUUUUGCCAUUCGUUCGGCUUUUUCGACACGACCACCUCUGUUACGCUUUCGAGGCUGUCCUCAAGAUAGUCGACGAACGCUACGUGUUUUUGUUCGACUCCUACCCAAUGCCCCCGGAGAGAGCCCUCUCCACGGCUGCAAAUCUUCUCGCAUACUACGAUCACGGACUAUUCCGGCACUUCUUGACAACCGGACUCACUCCCGAGGUGAUGUCUAACGAUGUCUGCUGCACGCACCUGUAG
Molecule: messenger RNA, 330 nt
Organism: Mesocestoides corti
Lineage: Eukaryota; Metazoa; Platyhelminthes; Cestoda; Cyclophyllidea; Mesocestoididae
Source: the annotation of a GenBank genome assembly